UUCCGGUUUAGGAUUCAGUUCUCACAGUCCCAUGGUUGCCCAGAAAGUACUCACAAAUAAAAACCCAUCGGUUGCGCAAGACUACGCCAUUGGUUUGUAUCUGGGCCGAAAAGCCGUGAAGGCUCGCGGCGUUGUAGAAGACCGGAAGAGUCCGGCGUUAAUCUUUGGAUCGUCUUCCACAACAUCAUGAGUCCUCUGGCCGAGUUGGUGAAUGGACAGACUAUCGUUACUAUUCCCUCUUUCACCCUUGAGAAUGGCGUGGAACUCAAGAAUGUACCCGUUGCCUACAAAACCUGGGGGAGACUGAAUGACGCUGGAGACAACGUCAUGCUUAUAUGCCAUGCAUUCACCGGCAGCGCGGACGUUGAAGAUUGGUGGGGACCUUUAAUGGGACCUGGUAAGGUCUUCGAUGCGUCAAGGUUCUUCAUCUUCUGCGGGAACGUCCUGGGAUCUCCUUAUGGGUCUGCGUCGCCACUUACCAUCGACCCUGAUACCGGCCUCCAUUAUGGACCUGAAUUCCCUUCAACCACCAUCCGGGAUGACGUUCGGUUACAUAAAAUCAUACUCGAUAGGCUUGGUGUUUCCUCCGUUGCGGUGGCUAUUGGUGGCUCCAUGGGAGGAAUGGCAGUUCUCGAAUGGCCGGUUUGCGCUCCGCCAGGCUACAUCCGAAACAUCGUACCCGUCGCCACAUCCGCAAGACACAGCGCUUGGUGCAUUAGUUGGGGCGAGGCACAGCGCCAGUCUAUCUAUAGCGAUCCACUCUAUGCGGAUGGAUACUAUGACAUCAAUGAUCUGUCAAAACAGCCGACGACUGGCUUAGCGGCCGCCCGUAUGGCUGCAUUAUUAACUUAUCGGUCGAGAGAUUCGUUCGAGAGUAAAUUUGGAAGAAAAAUACAAGCACCAACGACCCAAUAUUCGAGCGGCGUCAUGACCCCUCCUGAUUCGCCGAGAAAUCGCGCUGCGGAAGCGCGAAAUGCACAUAACGAUGGCUGCCGCAAGCCUCAAACCUCUGCAAUCCCUUCUUCCCCUUCUUCAAGAGCUCCCGCUGACGGCGCCCCCAGCGCCGUGGAUUCAUCUGAAUCAGCUCCGCCAGAGAGGCCCACUUCCCUCUUCAGGGCUCAGUCAUACCUAAGGUAUCAGGGUGAAAAAUUCAAUUCCCGUUUUGACGCGAACUGCUACAUACACAUUUCUCGCAAACUCGAUACUCAUGACCUCGCUCGGGACCGGCUACCCCCCGGGUCCGCAUCUGGGGUGCCAGCGGACCCUGAUGCCUCUCUAACAGCCGUCCUCUCCACACUCCCCCAUCACACACUCGUUAUCUCGAUCUCGUCCGACGGUCUUUUCACGCCCUCCGAGCAAUCCCUUAUUGCAACUUGUAUUCCCAAUGCAAAACUCAUUACGAUUCCUAGCCCGGAUGGACAUGAUGGUUUCUUGCUUGAAUUCGAAGCGAUCAACAAGGCGAUUCUGGGAUGGAUGAAGGAGAGGUUGCCGGAAAUCAUGAACGCUGCGGUGGAUAUCGCACAGCCCAGGAAGGAGGAUGACUUUCGUAUCACGAAAACAUCCACAUUUGGGGAGGCAGAGGUGGAUGUUACCCAGUGGUGAAAAAUCGCGGUCCUAUCGUGUAACUGUAUCGUUCAUAGAGGUCUGCUCGAAACUGUGAUAACAGACACAUUGUAGCCAGAAGUUAAUAAAAAGUUUCAUAUACUAGUCCAAG
Messenger RNA from Cantharellus anzutake, 1714 nucleotides. Its product is annotated as homoserine O-acetyltransferase. The coding region runs from base 187 to 1602 and encodes 471 amino acids. The record is from RefSeq and is a predicted model, not a curated record. The transcript is spliced from 3 exons. Gene Ontology annotation, molecular function: homoserine O-acetyltransferase activity. NCBI's taxonomy places the organism in Eukaryota, Fungi, Basidiomycota, Agaricomycetes, Cantharellales, Hydnaceae. Gene Ontology annotation, biological process: L-homoserine metabolic process.